Molecule: messenger RNA, 1252 nt
Organism: Oryzias latipes (Japanese medaka)
Lineage: Eukaryota; Metazoa; Chordata; Actinopteri; Beloniformes; Adrianichthyidae
Product: olfactory receptor 52N2
Biological process (GO): detection of chemical stimulus involved in sensory perception of smell; G protein-coupled receptor signaling pathway
Cellular component (GO): membrane
Molecular function (GO): olfactory receptor activity; odorant binding
Source: RefSeq, a predicted model, not a curated record
UGAAGCUCAAACUUUGAAAGCUUUCGUUUGUGUUUGGAUGAAAGUUUGAGAGUGACCUCUUGGGUGUUUUGACGUUGCAUCAUCCAGGAUGUCAGGGUAACCCUGAUGGUGAAACCACAUCUACAAAAGAUACGAGUCUCACUGGUGCAGAACAGUACCUGCUCACCUCCAGCAGCACUAGGUUUGUUAUUUAGCAUUUUGAACAAUAACGAGCUCUGAAUGUGGUUAGAGAUUUGAAAAAUGCAUUUGCAAAUGUUUUAAUCAGUUCUGUUGUUUUGUUCUUUCAGUCUGAUGGAAAACAUUACCUACAACAGCAUCGUUCUGCAGGUAGAAGGCUUCAAGGUGACAAAGGAGUCAACAGAAUAUGCCUUCUUCCUCUUCUUCUUCUCCUAUAUUGUCAUCAUGAUACUGAACUUAGGCAUCUUGGCUAUUAUUGCCAUUGACAAGAGCCUCCAUCAACCCAUGUACUUGUUGUUUUGUAACCUGCCAGUCAGUGAUAUUGUUGGUUGUACUCACAUUUUGCCCCGGCUGCUCUCAGACAUGUUGGUGCCCCCCUCUGAGCGCCUCAUCAGUUAUUACGAGUGUGUGGUUCAGGCUUUUACCACUCAAAUGUUUGGCUCCACCUCCCACACCGUCCUCAUGGUCAUGGCCUUCGACAGGUAUGUGGCCAUCUGUAACCCUCUGCGAUACGCCAACAUCAUGACCAGCAGGAUGAUCAUCAAACUGACGGUCUUUGCGUGGGGGGUCCCCUUUGUCUGGGUAGCGGUUCUGCUCGGUCUGACCAUUCGACUCAACCGAUGCCGUACUCUGAUAGAGAACCCAUUCUGUGACAAUGCUUCGCUGUUUAAGCUGUCCUGUGAGAGCUCUGUCAUCAACAACAUCUACGGCCUCACCUUCACCGCGGUCCUCCUAACCUCAUCCAUCGGCAGCAUAGUCCUCACCUACAGUAAGAUCACGGCGGUCUGUCUGACCAGCAAGAGCAAGAGUUUAAACAACAAGGCCCUACAGACCUGCAGCACUCACUUAGUGGUGUAUUUGAUCAUGUCAAUCAGUGGCGUUUCAAUCAUUGUUCUGCACCGUUUCCCCCAGUACUCAGAAUACAGAAAACUCAGUGCCAUCCUCUUCGUUAUGUUGCCCCCCAGCUUAAACCCCAUCAUCUAUGGGGUGCAGUCCAGAGAGAUCCAAAAGUUUCUAUCUGAAAAAUGCUGUUCCAGAAAAAUCCCAUUUGAGUGUUAAAUCAAACUGUUAUAAA